Messenger RNA from Labrus mixtus (cuckoo wrasse), 4260 nucleotides. It is a transcript of the gene znf710b, whose product is annotated as zinc finger protein 710b. The transcript has 5 exons. The record is from RefSeq and is a predicted model, not a curated record. NCBI's taxonomy places the organism in Eukaryota, Metazoa, Chordata, Actinopteri, Labriformes, Labridae. Gene Ontology annotation, molecular function: DNA-binding transcription factor activity; RNA polymerase II cis-regulatory region sequence-specific DNA binding. The coding region runs from base 445 to 2607 and encodes 720 amino acids. Gene Ontology annotation, biological process: regulation of transcription by RNA polymerase II.
GUGUGUGUGUGUGUGUGUGUGUGUGUGUGUGUGUGUGUGUGUGUGUGUGUGUGUGUGUGUGUGUGUGUGUGUGUGUGUGUGUGUGUGUGUGUGUGUGUGUGUGUGUGUGUGUGUGUGUGUGUGUGUGUGUGUGUGUGUGUGUGUGUGUGUGUGUGUGUGUGUGUGUGUGUGUGUGUGUGUGUGUGUGACUUUAAGCUCGGCUUUGUGCAAAUUCCUUUUAGCAGUUUGUUUUUAAAAACCUACUGGUAGCACAUGCUCAUUUGUUGGAGGACUAUUUGUUUAUUUUAGCUGGUGUCACUAACAAAACUGUGUGGAAAAGGAAGAAGAAGAAGAAGAAGAAGAAGAGGGAUGGAGGCUGGCAGUGUAAGCCCCGCCCCCUCUCAUCCCUCGCGUAUAAAUAGGAGGCGAACAGAGCCUGUUCUCACUCCACACUUGCACUAAAGAAUGAGAUCCUUAAAGCACCUGAAACCUCACAGCAGGAGGAGCGUGGAGGAGGCGAGCCGGCGCCUGGGUAGAUGUGAGCCCAAGGUAAUGGCCAGGCUGGUGGACAUAGGCACACAAACAGAUCCUGUAGUCGUGCUGUCCUUGGCCCAGGCUGCCGUGCUAGGUCUCAUCUCCCAGAAUGAAGUGUUCGGAGCUACUAUUGCACCCAACGGCUUCUACACCGGCGAACCCAAAGAGUCCCCUGCACCACCAGUAGACGGAGUCGACUACGAGUACGCAGACCAGCUUAUCGGAGCCAACGGAGACUACCUUGGAGACAACUUAGGAGAAGACGGACAGAUGCAACCCAGCUGCAGCCAGAGGAGGUGGCAACAGGGGCCGCCUCAACAUCCUGACGCCAAAAUGGUCGUCCCUGACCGCAUCAGUCUCCAGAGCGGUGACGUGCCAUCGUCCCAUGUUAAAGGGGAAGUUGUGAACUCUGGAAUGCCCUCCUGUGUCCACAUGCUGAACAAUCUGGCUCCCAGAGGUGGAUUAGUACAGGUGGAUCCUGCCACCCUCAGAGGCACUAACAAGAACUGUGUAGAGUGUGAGCGGGAAGCCUCCAACCAGCAGCAAGCCAACACACAUGUUCACCCUCCUCCCCCUCAGGUGGGCCACAGAGGAGGAGAGCAGGGUCACAGAGGACUGCAGGCCCAGCGUCCAAUGGGGGCCCAUGGCCGAGGCGGCAGAGAGGAUGAAGAAAACGUAGAGCACCAGGGGAACAGCAUGAUGAAGCCCUCGCAGCAGGACGAGGCCAUCAGCAGCUACUUCCAGACGAGCGAGGUCGGCAGCUACGAUUCGGGCGAGAUGGGCAUGGGGGCCGAGUACGAAGACAGCAGCCAGAGCAUGAUGUGGAACGAUGGGAGCGGAGGGGGGCAGCACCAGCAGCCUCCGCACCCGCAGCCUCCCCGGCGGCACGGUGGCCGCAGAGUUGACCGGCUAGAUAUCAACAUUCAGAUCGAUGAGUCGUACUGUGUGGAUGUGGGAGACGGUCUGAAGCGCUGGAAGUGCCGCAUGUGUGAUAAGUCUUACACCUCCAAGUACAACCUGGUCACGCACAUCCUGGGCCACAACGGCAUCAAACCUCACGCUUGUCCGCACUGUGGGAAGCUCUUCAAGCAGCCAAGCCACCUUCAAACCCAUCUGCUGACCCACCAAGGUACUCGCCCUCACAAGUGCACCGUCUGCAAGAAGGGCUUCACCCAGACGAGCCACCUGAAGAGACACAUGCUCCAACACACUGACGUCAAGCCGUACAGCUGCCGCUUCUGCCGCCGCGGCUUCGCCUACCCCAGCGAGCUGCGGGCGCACGAGGUGAAGCACGAGCGAGGGCGAUGUCAUGUCUGCUCGCAGUGCGGCAUGGAGUUCCCCACGUACGCCCACCUCAAGCGCCACCAGACCAGCCACCAGGGCCCCCACACCUUCCAGUGCACCGAGUGCAAUAAGUCGUUUGCUUACCGCAGCCAGCUCCAGAACCACCUGCUGAAGCACCAGAGCCCGAGGCCUUACACCUGCUCCCAGUGUGGCCUGGAGUUUGUGCAGCUUCACCAUCUACGUCAGCACUCGCUCACUCAUAAGGGAAUGAAAGGCCACAAGUGUGACGUGUGUUCCCGGGAGUUCACCUUGUCUGCCAACCUGAAGAGGCACAUGCUAAUCCACAACAGUGUCAGACCCUUCCAGUGUCACGUCUGCUUCAAGAGCUUCAUCCAGAAGCAGACCCUCAAGACCCACAUGAUCGUCCACCUGCCUGUUAAACCCUUCAAAUGCAAGGUUUGUGGCAAGUCUUUCAACAGAAUGUACAACCUGCUGGGCCACAUGCAUCUCCAUGCUGGCAGUAAGCCCUUCAAGUGUCCUUACUGCACGAGUAAGUUCAACCUGAAAGGAAACCUGAGCAGACACAUGAAGGUCAAACACGGGAUGGAUGUCUCACCGGAAGGACAAGAAGUUCUUCCAGAGAUGGAGAGCCAGGGGGAGUAUGAAGGACAGAACUUCAGCUUUACAUCACCAGAAAAUAUGAACAAUGGUGGCUCCCAGAACCUCACCAAACUCACCACAGCAAACAUGGAGGACAUGGAGGAAUAUUACAAUUUUGGGAAGGAUACAAGCAGCUACAGUACCCCCUGAGAAGUGAUGGGACCAGAGUGUUUUUUUUUAUUGUUAUCAUUUUAAAGGCAGAAGGAAAUUACAGAGUUGUUGUGAAGGCUUUGAGAGGCACUGGGGGGGGGGAGAGAUUUUCUUUUAGUUUUUGGCCUCCUUCCAGAAGAGCCAGAACUACUGGACUCUGAUGGGAAGCCAGGAAGGAGACGCACUUCUUCUAAGGAGACGUUUCAGCUCUGGUGCUGAUAGCAGCGGACACUGAAACUCUUGACUUCUUGAGCUCCUUUUUUGGGAUUAGUGCGCUUGCCGACUCAAAGACUCUCACUGGCGGACAGUCGAAUCUUCAUGUUGUGCGUCUGUAUCAGUUAUUUUGAAGAAGAAAAAAAAACAUCAGUUACAUUUGAUGUGAUAAAAAUGUGUUUACCAUUUUGCCAUUUUUAUCAUUCACAACCAAUGUAUGCCCUUUUUCUUUUUGACUGAAAGUGCCAGCUAGAAACAUUUGCAACAAAGUUUUUACUGUGUCGGCUAUUUACUCACUGUAUAUCGAACUUUUGAUACAUGGUCACAACAUAUUCAUAGGUUUGAAUGCUCUUACUAAACAGUUUCUAAUUGUAGUAACUCCUUCCUGCCCAGUCCUCAGUUUUGAACAGACUUCCUUCAAUAUGCAUGUGCUUUUAAGCACAGGACAUUGUAGCCUUAUUCUUGAUGGGGCACUUACAAUCUGUCAAAUGUUAGCUAAUAUCUAAAAAAACAAAGUUUCAAAACAAUGUUACUGACAUGUAAAACCCUUUCACUGUACAAAGGAUUCUUCAACAUGCAGUGUGUUUACCUCCCACCUCUGCUCCACGUGGUUCAGCCUAACAUCAAUAAUCGAUCUGGUGUAGUAAACAUACAGCUCUUGUUUUGGAAUCACUGAGCGAAAAAUACAAAGCACUUUUUUAUCGAGACCUGACUUCCUUUCUGUCGACUCAUUUGCAUCUGGAUGAAAUAUGAUAGAAUCGUUCAAGCCCCCAUAAAGGCAAUAUAAUAUUAAACACAAACAGAUAUGCUUUCUAAGAAGGUUUGUUUUUGUAAUCACUUUCCUUCAUAUUGUUAUUCAAAUCUGUCCGUUCAAAAGCAAAUUGAAGAAGAGCAGUUUGUAUGGACGAUUGUCAGUUCAGGUUUUUUGUUGUGUGUAGUUUGAACACUCUUUAACUCUUCUCUUCCAGUUCAGUAAAUUCAGUGAGAGAACAAGAAAAGAGAGAGAUGUGGAUCAAAUCUGAGCUGUAAGUUUAAAAGAAGAAAAUAAAUAACUUGGAGGUCCUGUUUACAUUCUGAAUGAUUGAACUGAAAGUUGACAACGUCGUAGACUUGUCCUGCUUUUCAUGUUUCUGUUUGGGGAAGACGGUCAGCUUCCCCUGUCCUGCCAUGCGGGUCAGCCUUGUUAUGCACACUAAAUCUGAGGAAUGGGCUUCUUGUUCUUUUUGGAAAGGAGGAAUAUCAAACUGAGACCUCAUGGAAAUGAACCAUGAAUUAUUUAAUAAAGGUUCUAUAGUUUAAAAAGAUGAAGACUGCUUUUUGAAAAUGUUCUGCAGAGUCAGGUAUUUGUGGCCACACUAGUACAUCUCGCUAUGAAGCAAUGAUUUCGGUGAUGCUUUUACAUUUCCUCAAAUGUAAAAAUAAAAAAAGGUAUUUAUUGAA